Pollicipes pollicipes is the source of this 1538-nucleotide messenger RNA. Its product is annotated as excitatory amino acid transporter 2. Gene Ontology annotation, biological process: L-glutamate transmembrane transport. The coding region runs from base 9 to 1538 and encodes 509 amino acids. The record is from RefSeq and is a predicted model, not a curated record. Gene Ontology annotation, cellular component: plasma membrane. Lineage: Eukaryota; Metazoa; Arthropoda; Thecostraca; Pollicipedomorpha; Pollicipedidae. The transcript is spliced from 11 exons. Gene Ontology annotation, molecular function: glutamate:sodium symporter activity; neutral L-amino acid transmembrane transporter activity; L-glutamate transmembrane transporter activity.
CGAUCCGGAUGACGACGGCGGACCAGCAGCCGAGCGCCUUCCGCCGCUGGGUGCGGGAGAACCUGCUGCUGGUGCUGACCGUGCUGGGCGUGUUCCUGGGCUCACUGGUCGGCCUGCUGGCCCGUCAGACCGAGUACUCGGAUGAGGUGGUGCUGCUGGUUGGCUUCCCCGGCGAGCUGCUGCUGCGCAGUCUCAAGAUGCUCAUCCUGCCUCUCAUCAUCUCGUCGCUCGUGUCCGGCCUGGCCUGUCUCGAUGCCGGCGCCUCCGGCAAGAUGGGGUCGCGCGCGCUGCUCUACUACUUUUCAACCACCAUCAUGGCGGCCAUCCUAGGCAUCACAGUCGUGGUCAUCAUUCACCCCGGAGACCCGAACAGCGGCAAAAACGUCGUGCCGAAGGAGAAGAGCGACGAGGAGAGCAGCGUGAUGGAUGCCCUCCUCGACAUCAUCAGGAACAUGUUCCCCGACAACCUAAUGCAAGCAUGUUUCCAGUCCGUGAAAACCCAAACAACGAAGUUCAACAAGACUUAUGGCGAGGGCGACGAGGCUCGUGUGGUGCCGGCCAUCAAGAGGGAUCUGGUCGACUCUCCCGGCACCAACGUCAUGGGGCUCAUCAUCUUCUGCGUGGCCUUCGGUCUGAUCGCCGGUCAGAUGGGCCCCCAGGGCAAACUGAUGGUGGACUUCUUCCUCAUCCUCAACGAGAUUACCAUGAAGAUGGUCUGCAUUAUCAUGUGGUACUCGCCGUUCGGAAUAAUGUGCCUGGUGGCCGGGAACCUGAUGGCCAUAGACGACCUGGCCGACACGGCUCGCAGCUUGGGCAUGUACAUGGCCACCGUCAUCACCGGCCUGCUCAUCCACGCCACCGUCUCCCUGCCCAUGGUGUACUUCUGCGUCACGCGCAAAAACCCGUUCAAGUUCUGCAAAGGGAUUGUGCAGGCGUGGGCUCUGGCUCUCGGCACGGCCUCCAGCUCAGCCGCCCUGCCCAUCACCUUCCAAUGCCUCGAGGUCAACAACGGCCUGGACAAGCGCGUCACCAGAUUCGUGCUGCCUGUCGGCGCUACAGUCAACAUGGACGGCACUGCGCUGUAUGAGGCUGUGGCCUCCAUCUUCAUCGCCCAGAAGAACGACAUGAACCUCAGCAUCGGCGGCCUCAUCACUGUCAGUCUGACGGCCACGCUGGCGUCCAUCGGCGCGGCCUCCAUCCCGUCGGCGGCGCUGGUCACCAUGCUACUGAUCCUGCAGGCGCUGGGCCUGCCCACCCACGAUGUCGCCCUCAUCUUCACCGUCGACUGGCUCCUUGACCGCAUGCGCACCUCCAUCAACGUGCUGGGCGACGCGUACGGCGCCGGGAUCGUGCAGCACCUCUGCAAGGACGAGCUGGCGCGCAUGGACGCCGAGGCGGAGAGGCGCGACCGUCAGAUGGCGGAGAUGCUGCGCUCCGGCAGCGUGGCCCUGAGCGGCGGGCGCGGCUCGCUGCUGCCGCGCGGUGGCAUGGUUGCUCUCAUGAGGCUCUCGGCCAAGAGCAUCUGCGGAUACAGCUAG